AGCCGCCCCGCGCCUGCUCAGUCCGGGAGCAGCGGCCGGUCGCUUCCUGCUCGCCGCUGCGAGGGUGUCACUGUGCCAGAGGGCACCGCCAAGUCACUCGCAGGGGAGGGGACGGAGCAAGCAACCGAGAGGCCGGGCGAGGCGCAGCAAGUGGGAGCCGCCUGCCCUUUAACCGACUCAGUGUUCCACCCCCUUUUAUACACAAGCCCCGGCAGCGAGCGGGGACAUGUCGAGUGGCCCCGAGGCUUCGGAGCAAAAGUAGACGGGGGCAGUAGUUCUCCUGGGUGUCGUCGCCACGCCCGCGGGGUUCAGGCUGCCAUGGCUGUCACAAGGCUCUUUGACACAUCUGAUGCAGUGGAGCUCUUUGCUCCGCAGAGUCUCUACCUGAAGCCGAUCGCGAGGCUGACCAUCAGUGUGAUGUUCCCCAAGUCCAAGGUCUCCCCAAAGCUCAUUUCGAACUGGGAGCUCAUGGAGACCCUGAAGAAGAUGGUGUACCCGGAGCAGCUCACGUCGUUCAGAGUCUCACGCAGCACAAUGGAAUUCAUCCGCUUUGAGGCGGAGCUUGAGAACAAGAAGCUGCUGCAGACCGUGUGGGAGAAGAUUAACAACAAAAGCAUCAGGGUGAAUGGAAUCGAUGAGAUGGCGAGGGUUGUGGCGGUCGUGAGCCAAGUCAACUUUCCGAGCCCGUCGGACUGGGAGUCCUUUUUCAAGACGGCUGAGACCAUGAACGAGGCUCUGCCCGGGGAGAGGCCAGACACCAUUCAUAUGGAAGGGCUGCCUUGCAAGUGGCUGUCUUCAAAGCAGCUGAACAAGGAAAAGCCAGUGGAGGAGAUCCUGCAGAGGGUGUUCAGAAGAUUCGGAGAGAUUCGAAACAUAGACAUUCCCAUGUUGGAUCCGUAUAGGGAGGAGAUGACGGGGAAGAAGUUCAAUACCUUUAGCACUGGUGGCCUCCCUACCUUUGAGGCUUACGUCCAGUACCAGGAGUGUGCCGGCUUUGAGCGGGCGAUGGCAUCGCUGCGGGGAAUGAAGCUGGUGUACAAAGGUGAAGACGGAAAAGCUCUGGCGUGUAACAUAAAGGUGACCUUUGACACAACCAAGCACCUGAGUGACUCGGCCAUCGAAAAGCGGCAGCUGGAACGGCUGAAGCUGCAGGAGCUGGAGAGGCAGCGAGAAGAGCAGAAGCGGAGGGACAAAGAGGAGGAGCAGUUGAAGGAGGCCGAACGAAAACACAGGGAAGAAGAGCGGGUCAGGGAGAGGAGGCGGAAAGAGAAGCUGAGGAGGAGGGAGCAUAGGCAGAAAGAGAGUGGAGAGAGACGUCGUCAGCGUAAGCUGUGGAAGAUAGAGGUGGAGAGCGAGGCCAGUGCCUGGGAGGAGAGGAAACUGGUGCUGGCCCAGAGGAAGCUGGAUUCCUACAGGCUCCUCACCGUCCUUUUAAAUGGUGUAAGAGAAAUGAUUAUCCAGAAGAGCCAGCUUCCUGAGAGACAGACUGUGAAGUGUGACCAGAAGAGCGAGGGGUGUGAGCGUGCAGGAGGCAGUGUACUGAAGACACCUGAAGGAGAUACAACAGGGAAUAUGGGCUCACAAAGGGUGAAGUCAGAAGCAUGGAGGGGGGUUAAGGCGCAUGUUGAAGAUUUUGAUGGAAAGGUGCAGAUAUCGCUGAGUGGAAAAGAAGAGCCUUUGUUUCCCCAAGGCCCCAACUUUGCAGCCAGCUCCCCACCGCUGGAAGAGUGUGGUUUUUCCAGUCAGAUCGCAGCUGGGGAAGAAAUAUCAAUGCCAUAUGAAUCCGCGUCACUGCAAAUUACGGUGACACAAGACUGCAACGCACACCCACAGAGCUUGCACGCACCUGGCCAUGAAAACUGCUUGUGCAACGGAUAUUCACGGAAGGUUACUACUGUCGACCACCGUCGUCUUUAUGAGCACGGGGAUUUUCUCAGCUGCUUGCAGAAUUACCAUCAGCAUGUUAGGCCGUCAGAUCCCAACUGUGCGAGUAUCUGCUAUGGUGCUGGCAAGGCUGGGGACCACCCAGGCUGGUGUAGGACGGUCUCUGAGAACGGGGAAAGCUUUCAAGUGCAUCUGAGGAAUACGUCGAGUCCUCCUUGUAUUGACACCAGCAGCAAAAGGCAGAACAGGUGGCCAGAUAAUGAUUGUGACUGGAACUACAGAUGGACAAUCUCGGUGAAUGAGGCUGGGGUGCAACGGAGAGCCUUCAGUGGUAGCACCAGCCCUCAGCAGAAGGAAUGCAAGAUGCAGUUCCAGGUACACUGGAAGGAUGCCAGGAAUCAAAUAGAUUUUGAGGAAGAUCUUGCUAGUGCCUACCAGGUUCUUUUAAAAGAUAGUGUUGUCUUGGGUUGCAAAGAGGGGAGGUCAAUCAGCCAUCCUGAACAUCCAAGAGUAGAAGUAAAGAACUCAAGGAGACCUUCCAAGGAACCAUGGAGGAACCCCCUUAACAACUGGAAAGUUUCAAUUACAAACUCUCAGAAUAACCUGGUUCAACAAAGACGAAAGGAGGGUGAUCAAUACAAGGAUGUAAUUAACCAGCACAACAGCCUUUUGAACUCCCAGUACCAAGCUGAACCAUGCUGUACCAAGAAAGAAAGCACGAAUGAACAGAGUAGGGCAAAAAGAAAAAUGGAGCGCUUACAUGAAGAAAAUAUUUGUGAGUUUGGUGCUGACGUUGAUUGGUUAAAUUGCAAGUCAGGUUUUCAUCACAAUUCCUCAAACCAGGAGUUUAAUAAAGCGUCUGAAGAAAACAACAAUGUUCAAGCCAGGCACAGGAGUGACCUCAAGUACUCUUGGAAAGAAGGUAAAAGCAAGUUAAUAGAAGAACCUAAUAAUUCCGGCAAACUUUGCUUUGGGCACCAGAGGAACGACUUAUGGAAAGGGAAGAUUGCAGGAGAGAUUCCUGGAAAAGAGUUGGUCUUGACUAAUCAACUUUGUAAGGUCUUCAGUGAGGAAAUGAAGCAUAAAAAGCCAAGAACAGACUCAAAGACCAAGGUUAUUUCUGAAGCCAGGAACAAUAAAGAUAUACAGAAUCCUCUGGAUUCUAACAGGGAUUUGAAAACUCACUGGAAACACGUGAAAAGUGAACGUUUAGAUGAAGACUGCAGUUCUGAGAGAUGCUUUGCUAAUCACCCUGCUUUGCCUGGAGAUCGCUCAUCUUGUGAGACAGACUGUGGGCUUGAUUUGGGAGUCAAUGGAACCCAGACGUACUUUCACACACAUUUUGCUAAUGACCACAGGCUUUUCGAUGUUAACGUACACGAGCAAAAGAUGAAAAAGUAUGAAGCUGAUAUGAGCAAAUUUGAUCACUGCAGGUGGCCAAAGGGGGAUGAGUGCAAAUCAAAAUAAUUUGGUGUCUCUGAGAGCAACAAACAUCACUCAGCAUUUAUAUCCUCCUUAGUGUAAUAACACAAUCAGCCUCCUUUAUCUAAAUACUUUGUAAACAUUUCCAUCUGAUCUUGUAAGAAAAUGCAGUUAAAUACUAUGGUGUCUUUCUAAGCCAAAUAUUUUUGAUUUGAAAAUUAAAUGUACCUUAGGUAUGAAUAUUAGCUGAGUAAAUUCUAAAGUCUCACCUGUCCAGUAGAUUAACAAUGCCCCUUUCUUGCUGAACUGACUUAAAUGGCCUAAUCUAUAAUUUAGAAUCAACACACGAGUGAGAAGUUCUUCCUAGAUAUUUUGCAACUGAAGAAAAAGGAAAUACUUUAUGUCCACUCAGUGGCCACUUUAUUAGAUACUUCCUGUGUCAAGUAAAAGUGCCUAUGGAGUGUGUGCUUGUGGUUUUCUUCUGCUGUAGCCCAUCUGUCAAGGUUCAGAGAUGCACUUUUGCACACCGUUGUUGUAAUGCAUGAUUAUUUGAGUGAUUGUCACCUUGAAGCAGUCUGGCCAUUCUCCUCUGACAAGGCAGAGAACAGCCGCUCACUGGAUGUUUUUAUUUGCCUAUCGCACCAUUCUCUGCAAACUCUAGACACUGUUAUGCAUGAAAAUCCCAGGAGAUCAGCAGUUGCUAGAGAUACUCAAACCACCCUGUCUGGCACCAACAACCAUUCCACAGUCAAAGUCACUUAGAUCACAUUUCUUCCCCAUUCUGAUGUUUGGUCUGAACAACAGCUGAACCUCUUGACCACGUCUGCUUGCUUUUAUGCAUUGACUUGCUUCCACAUGAUUGGCUGAUUAGAUACUUGCAUUAAUGAGCAGGUGUACCUAAUAAAGUGGCCACUGAGUGUGUGUUUCCACAAAUUAAAUGGUAAACUGCCUUCUGCUGCCACAUCCCCCAGUCUGUGUGACUGGAGGAAACUAGGCUUGCCUCACCAUCUCACUUCAGGUUGAGGGACUGUGCGGUGCUUGUGUGAAUGACAUUAGUGACAAGGUAAUUCAUUGUGUCAAGCAGUACGAGGACAUGGAAAGAGCUACAGACACUUGGUUCCAUUCCUUCUGCAGCCAAGUCAAAGAUGCUGCAAGCUGUAACGGAACUGAGAACAAAAAUUACAAUUAUGUUCUUGUCUCCCACGUAAUCUCUGAGGAUUUCUUAAUUCUGACUCCGGGCAACACACUUUCCCAGUCUUGUAUUUUACUUUGCAGGUAAAUUUUUCCACUCAGUUAAUAUAAUGGGGCGGCAUGAUAGCACAGCUGUUAGCGUAACGCCUUACAGCACCGGCGACCCAGGUUCAAUUCCCGCCGCUGCCUGUAAGAAGCUUGUAUGUUCUCCCUGUGUUUACGUGGGUUUCCUCUGGGUGCUCUGGUCUCCUCCCAUAUGCUAAAGACAUACCAUUUAGUAGAUUAGUUGGUCACAUGGGUGUAGUUGAGGGGUGCUGGCUCGUUGGGCCAUAAGGGCCUGUUACUGAGCUGUAUCUCUAAAUAAAUAAAUAUAUAUAUCCUGUUAAUUUAUCUUGACAAUCUAGUUUGUAAGGGUCAUAGGGAACUGCAGCAUAAAGACAGACCUUUCAGCCCAUCUGGUCCAUGCCGAACAAUUAUUCUGCCUAAUCCUAUCAACCUGCAGCUGGAUCAUAGAGCUCCAUACCUUCCCAUCCAUGUAUUUAUCCAAACUUCUCUUGUAUUGAAAUUGAACCUGCAUCUACCAUUUCUGCUGGCUGCUUGUUCCACAUUUGCACCAUCCACUGAAUGAAGAAUUUCUGCCUCAUGUCUUCCUUAAACAUUUCACCAUUAAGAACAUAAGAAAUAGGAGCAGGAGUCGGCCUUCUGGCCCAUCGAGCCUGCUCUGCCAUUCAAAAAGCUCAUGGCUGAUCUGUCCAUGGAUUCAUCUCCACUUACCUGCCUUUUCCCCGUAACCCUUAAUGCCCCUACUAUGCAAAAAUCUAUCCAACCUUGUCUUAAAUAUAUUUACUGAGGUAGUCUCCACUGCUUCAUUGGGCAGAGAAUUCCACAGAUUCACCACUCUCUGGGAAAAGCAGUUCAUCCUCAUCUAUCUUUACCCCUCGUGAUUUGUGAAUCUCCCCUUAUUGUUCUGUGCGCCAGGGAAUAAAGUACUAACCUUUUCAACCUUUCUCUAUAACUUAUGCUCCCAAGUUCCCAAACAUCCUGUAAAUUUCUGGUAGGCCUUCAAUCUCACCAAUGUUUUUCCUGUAGUUAGUUCAAAUUUAGCAUAUUGCCACCCUACACGUGUAUGCUGCCAGAUGAAACGAUGUUCCUCCGGACCAAAGUGCACAACACAAUACAUAUAAAUAAUAAGGUGCAUUUACGACACAAUGAAGUGCUGCUGGUGCUUUGUAUGUGAUGGUGGCAGGGAGUUCUGUAAUCUCACAGCUUGGGGAAAGAAGCUGUUUUCUGUUAUUACAGUUCUUGUCCUAGUUCUACAGUACCUCCUGCCUGAUGGUAGGCAGUCAAAGAGCUUGUUGUGUGGAUGAGAGGGAUCAUUGACAAUGCUAAGGGCCCUGCGUAUUCAGUGCUCUGGAUAAAUGUCUCUGAUGGGUGUGUGGGACCCUUCUUGAUAUUGCUGGCCUUUUUCUUGCACCUUCUCUACAUACCUUAUGUCCUGGAUGGUGGUAGACUGUCGCUGGUCAUGCUGAAGGUUCUUCUUUUUAAAUCUGCCAAUGAACAUCAGAUCAAGUGUGCACAUAGGUUUUACACUGAAUAUUGACGUCCCUCCCCCACAUCACCAAGCAAUUGAAAGUAGCACUAAAUUCAAUCCAGUUGCUGUGGUAUAACGAGGAUUUAUAGUAAUGUUAAUAAUUAUAUAGAUCGUAUACUACAAUCCAAAGAAGAAAUCUGUUUUGGAGUAUUGCAUUUCAUUUUCAGACUCUGAUUCAUUUGGGAGGUUAAAAUUCAAAUUCAGAAUAUUUUCCCAAAGUGGAUUUCUUUCACUGUGAUUAUAUACAGAUAAAUACUUAAAUUGUGUUGGUAUCAGGAAAGGCCAAACAUGAUGCAGGCCUGCAAAGUUCAGGUGGAAUUCUACUUAAUACUUGAAGGCCUAGUUGCUGGUUGGUAAUGUUUUCUAAUAAAAUGUUAAAACAUAAUAUUUGGGAACUUAAGAAAAUGUUGUACCACAAAUAAUGUAAGAUGAAAGUACCUUGAAAUUUAUCUGAUUUUGACCAUUACAUUUCAGCUAAGCUAUCUUUGCCAGACUCAUAGGUAUAUUGCAAAUGAUUUGCAAUAUCUCCUGUUUUGUUCCAUGAGUGUAAAAAGAAAGGGGUAUUGUGCUUAUUUCCUGUAAAAUCUUUUAUCCAUUCAUUCUGUAUGUAACAUUGUACUGCUGAUAAUGACCUUGGUGACAAAACUCCAAGGAUUGAUUACGUGAGAGUAGUUCCUACCGAAUUCUAAUUAAAGACAGCUUAUUGUUAAAUUAUUA
This is a messenger RNA of Hypanus sabinus (Atlantic stingray), 6805 nucleotides long. RefSeq names its product A-kinase anchor protein 17B-like. The transcript has 5 exons. NCBI's taxonomy places the organism in Eukaryota, Metazoa, Chordata, Chondrichthyes, Myliobatiformes, Dasyatidae. The coding region runs from base 319 to 3351 and encodes 1010 amino acids. Gene Ontology annotation, molecular function: RNA binding. The record is from RefSeq and is a predicted model, not a curated record.